GAGAAGCGCCUCUCAGUUUGCUUCAGUAGCCUGUGGGGGAAGUGUGCUGUGUGUUGGGCAAGAGCGCCCUAGGCCAGCACAAUGAAUAGGGCACGUGCAAUGUCAUACCUCCUGUCUCGGGCUUCUCCUGGGAUCCCCCUGGGAGCAGCAAGAGCUUUGAUGCUCAGUGCCACGAGGAGUAAAGCCUCAGCACCGCCAUCAGCAGCACUAGCAGCAGAACCGUUCCUCAAUGGGUCAUCCUCAAACUAUGUGGAGGAAAUGUACACAGCCUGGCUCAGUGACCCAAAGAGUGUCCAUCAGUCUUGGGACACAUUUUUCCGAAAUGCUGCAUCUGGUGCUCGACCUGGUGAGGCGUACACUGCCCCCCCGUCCCUUGCCGAACCACAGGCCAACCAUGUGCCCCUCACAUCCCUCGCCCCGGCCCUUGCCUCCUCCCAGAUGGUCUCUGAUGCUCCUAUAUCCGACAAAGUGAUAGAUGACCAUCUGGCAGUACAGGGCAUCAUUAGGGCUUAUCAGGCUCGUGGGCACUUGGUCGCAGCACUGGACCCGCUGGGCAUUGACCGGGAGGCACUGUCAGAACGUCACCCGACAACCCUGCCCAGCAAAACUGUAGUGCGGAACUAUUUUGAUUAUAUUGGCGAGUCAGACAUGGAGCGCUCCUUCAAGCUGCCUCUCUCAACCUUUGUUGGUGGCAAUGAGACCACUCUGCCCCUGAAGGAGAUCAUCAAGAGGUUAGAAGAUGCCUACUGUCGCUCCAUUGGUGUGGAGUUCAUGUUCAUCAAUUCCCUGGAACAAUGCAACUGGAUCAGGCAGAAGUUUGAAAUGCCCGGCAUCAUGCACAUGAGUGCCCAGGAGAAGCGGCUGCUGCUGGCUCGCCUCACCAGGUCCCAUGGGUUUGAGGCUUUCCUGGCCCGCAAAUUCUCCUCUGAAAAACGGUUUGGCCUUGAAGGUUGUGAGAUUCUCAUCCCAGCAAUGAAACAGGUGAUUGAUCGCUCCACCUCACUGGGAGUCGAGAGCUUUGUUAUGGGGAUGCCGCACCGCGGCCGCCUCAAUGUUCUCUCCAAUGUGUGCCGCAAGCCCCUGGAGCACAUCUUCUGUCAGUUUGCCGGCCUUGACACUGGAGAUGAGGGAUCAGGAGAUGUGAAGUACCAUCUGGGGACAUACGUGGAGAGGCUGAACCGUGUCACCAACAAGAAUAUCCGCCUUGCCAUUGUUGCCAACCCAUCCCACUUGGAGGCGGUGAACCCAGUGGUGCAGGGCAAGACCAGGGCAGAGCAGUUCUAUCAUGGAGAUUCUGAAGGGAACAAGGUUUUGUCAGUGCUGCUCCAUGGAGAUGCAGCCUUCUCUGGCCAGGGCAUCGUGUAUGAGACCUUCCACUUGUCAGAGCUGCCUCAGUACACCACUCAUGGGACCAUUCACAUCGUCGUUAAUAACCAGAUUGGCUUCACCACUGACCCACGCAUGUCUCGCUCCUCUCCCUACUGCACAGAUGUUGCUCGAGUGGUCAAUGCUCCAAUCUUCCACGUGAAUGCUGAUGAUCCUGAAGCUGUGAUGCAUGUGUGCAAUGUUGCUGCAGACUGGAGGCACACCUUCCACAAAGAUGUUGUCAUUGAUUUGGUGUGUUACCGACGGAAUGGCCACAACGAAAUUGACGAGCCGAUGUUCACCCAGCCACUCAUGUACAACCGCAUCCGAAAACUGAAGCCCUGCAUUGACCUGUACUCCGACAAGCUGGUCUCUGAGGGUGUGGUGACGAAUGAGGAGGCCAAGGAAGUGAGAGACAAGUACGAGAAGAUCCUGGAGGAGGCUUUUGCAGCAGCUAAGAUGGAGACCCGUGUAUUUAACAAACACUGGAUUGACUCUCCAUGGUCUGGCUUCUUUGAGGGUAAGGAUCCUCUCCGUGCCUCACCAACUGGCAUCCAUGAGGACACCAUCACCCAUAUCUGCCGAAGGUUCUCUAGUGCCCCACCCAAUGCCAGUGAUUUUGUCAUCCACAGAGGUCUGCAGCGCAUUCUAAAUGCCCGCAUGGAGAUGGUGAAGGAUCGCACCAUUGACUGGGCAAUGGGAGAGGCUGUUGCAUUUGGGUCACUGCUGAAGGAAGGGAUCCAUGUGCGUCUCUCUGGGCAGGAUGUGGAGCGAGGAACCUUCUCUCACCGGCACCACAUCUUGCACCACCAAAAAGUGGACAAGUCUCAGUACAAUGCUCUGGCCCACUUGUACCCAGACCAAGCACCUUACACUGUCUGCAACUCCUCCCUCUCUGAGUAUGCAGUGCUUGGCUUUGAGCUUGGCUUCUCUAUGACCAAUCCCAAUGCUCUCGUCAUCUGGGAGGCUCAGUUUGGCGACUUCCACAACACAGCCCAGUGCAUCAUUGACCAGUUCAUUGCCUCUGGACAGUCCAAGUGGAUCCGGCAGACUGGGUUGGUGAUGCUGCUCCCACACGGCAUGGAGGGAAUGGGACCGGAACACUCCAGUGCCCGCCUGGAACGCUUCCUGCAAAUGACCUCAGAUGAUCCAGAUAUCCUGCCAGCAUUCUCAAGUGACUUUGCAAUCCGUCAGCUGUCCGACAUCAACUGGAUUGUUGCCAGCUGCUCCACCCCCGCCAACCUGUUCCACAUCCUGCGUCGCCAGAUUGCUCUCCCCUUCCGCAAACCCCUGAUCCUCAUGACCCCCAAGUCUCUGCUGCGGCAUCCUGAGGCCAAGUCUCCAUUUGAUGACAUGGUGGAGGGAACAGAAUUCCAGAGAGUGAUCCCUGAGGCUGGGCCAGCAUCCAAGAACUCUGCUGGAGUGAAGAGGCUCAUUUUCUGCUCAGGAAAGGUGUACUACGAUCUGACAGCUGCUCGCAAGGAGGCAGGACUGGAGGAUUCGAUAGCAAUCAGCAGGAUGGAACAGAUUGCGCCCUUCCCCUAUGACCUGGUGAAGCAAGAGUGUGACAAGUACCCAGAGGCUGAUUUGGUGUGGUCUCAGGAGGAACACAAGAACAUGGGUGCCUGGUCUUACAUCCAGCCCAGGAUAGCCACAGCCCUCAACUGUGAGAAACAACUAUUACCAAGUGCCUCCGAGAGCCAGGAGUCUCAGUCUUGGUACGAAUAUUGGUUCCCUUGGCUCUUCCCUACCUCGAGUCCCUCUGAGGUGUCGCCCUCUGAGGCGCCGGCUACCACUCAGAGUGAGACUCCUAUAGCCUCUGAUACCAGAGUUGUGAGGUAUGCUGGGCGGCCAGUCUCGGCUUCCCCAGCCACAGGUAACAAGAAGACUCACCUCCGAGAGUUGAAAAACCUGCUGGAGGAUGCCCUAGCUCUGUAAGUUCCUCACCACCAGGACCACCACUACUGCAACCCCAAGACUUAAAUAGCAUCAUUCUGAAAAAGAAGUUGUAACAGCUACUACAUGAUUACGUAACUAAAUUCCCCUCAAAAGUUGAUCUUCACUAAGAUUUUGUGUUGAUGACAGUUUUGGUUAACAUCAGAAAUAUUCUUGCUGAGUUUUAUGUAUAGGUUUGCCAAGGAUGACGGCCUUUCAGUGCCAUCAUAACCAUUUUGAAGCUUAUGGUAGUUGAUGGUAGUUCAGUUAAGUUGAUGAGUAUAUAUUGCACUGAUAUUGACAGAAAUAUGUAUUGUAUUCCUCUGUAUAAUAUUGUCUAAGUCACUAUCUUUAUUUGCCUGUUGUUCUUGUAGCAUAGAGCAUAUACAGACAGGACAGCCAAGGCAGAGCUGAAUUUUGGGAUCUUGGUGAUCAUCUUGGUUUGAUCAGCUGCCUAAGUGCACAAACAAUGGGAAAAGAAGCAACCUACUCAGUUUAUUAGUUUCUAAAAGUUCAAUGUUAAAGAAACUUCAAGAAUUGUCUCAUUUAAUUGUUUUAUCCUGGAGGUGUCUUGAUUAUCCUUUUCUGAGUGUGACAUGUUGCUGAUUAAACCAAGACUGUCACCAGGGCUUGAGUGGAUUGAGGUCAGCCUUGUCUGCUCUGCCUCUAUACACAGCUCCACUGAAUGAAGAGAGACUGGCAUUGGGUGGUGUGCAGUGUACAGAACAAUCAGAGUGCCAAGCAUGUGGCACUGGUGUUUCAUGGACCAGAGUAUUUAGAAAAAAAGAGGGAGUUGCUUGUAUGUGGGGAACGUUUAUGCUGUAUUUUCAGAAUGCAAGUAGUACAGAUGCCACACUGCAAAACGCAACUGAAUAUGUUAAGUACAGUGGUGAUAUUUUUGUGAGAAUGUAAGUAACAUAGCUGCCAUUAUGCAACAGGUACCUUCUGCACCAUUUAGAACAUUUUGUGGCAAUGUUUGUGAUGAGUAAACCAGCUGUCAGUAUGCAUAUCUCUCCCGGCCCGGCUUACGGAUGCUAUCUGGACAUACUCAGAUGAUAUACGAGUAACUGAUAUAUGAACACACUCCCGGUCAUGUGUAUAUAUUGUAUUUAUUAUAAUUUUAAUCUUAAGCACUGUAAAUUGAAAGUGAUUUUCAUAUUAAGAAUAUGAUAACAGUCCUAAACAUUGUUGAUGCUUAAGGAAAACAAAUUUUAUUGGUGAGGUGUUUGAUUCUCAUUGAAGAGUGCAGGGUAUUCACACACAUGGUUUUUAUUGAAAAUUUUCACUGCAUCUUGUGUAUUCAUAUUGGACAAUUUCAUUGAAUUCAUUGGUGGUUUAAUUUCUGUUGCUCCCUCAUCCUUCACACUCCAAUUCAUUCUAUGACAUUUCAUUGAAUGCAUGGCUGACAAGUAAAGUGUAUGAUAAAAGAUGAUAAUGGUAACACUGUUAACAAUCCAUUCUAACAUUGCUCAGUGAACAAGGUUGUCAUGAAAGGAAUGAAAGUGAGGAACACAAGUAAUUCCUUUUAUGAAAGAACAUUGUGUGUUUGAAUUAUAUUGAUGACUGGAUUGGACAGCUCAAUAGAAAUACAUAUAUUUUUAACUACUGUACUCUACUAACUUUGAUAUAUUACUGGACACAUCUGUAGCUUUUCUCUCAUUCUGCACUUUCCUCACUCAUGGUCUCUGUAACUCCACCUUAUUCUAUGCAAUUAUGAAUGUCUUAUUGAGGUAUGACAAACAUAUCCUGAGCUUUUCUAUUCCGACUCUUCAGUUUCUUGCUCUAUUUGUGACAGCUUCCUGUGGUUUAGUUGCUGCUAAAUAGAUGGACAGCUUACAAAGUGAGAAGCAUCAAGAAAGUAAUAGUUCACUAAUGCUUGAAAUUAUUUCAGUUAAUACUCAGGUAAUUUCCUUUUUCUUUUAUAUUCUGUACAUUUUUCUUCCAUAUUAUCUUUGUCACUAAGUUAUUGUAUUUCUUUUUUAUUUUCCUUGUUUUCUUCCCUUUCUUACGUCCAGCUAUUAUGCCACUCAACAGCGACUCAAUUGACUACCUAAUAUUGACCUUGAUCAAUAUGUGUGUAGCCUGCAGCAAGACUGUGUUAUACAUUAUGAUCAUAUGCUACUGUAACCAUACUUUGAUAAGAUAGGGUAGCUUCAGCAAGGCAUCUCAUAGCUAGAGUAGCUCUUCUCUCUUUUAUCAUAUAAGCAUGCUGCUUUUAUAGGUUGGUUGUACUCCAUAGGAAAAAAAAUAGAUCAUGGCCAUCUAUUUAAUGUACUAAUGGUUUAGGAAUGAUUAUAUGAGGCCAAGCAUACAUAAUUUCUUUCAGCAUUAGAAUAUAUGUAGGAAUUCUCCAGGCAACCAGCAGCUUAUCCUGAUACAUCCACACUCAAGGUGGCUCUAUUUGUAAGUUGUAGAGGGAGGAGAUCCAUUAUCCAUCUCUGCCAUAUCCCAAACCUGUCACAUUAGUAGCUUAUAAAAGGUAAACUGAUACAGGCACAAACGUUUCAAGGUUAUUGGUGUGUACAACUGGGUAAAUCUGCGACGGAUGUUGUAAUUAUAUCAUACACAGACAGCAUUUUAUGGUUCAAGGUUUUCAGUCACUAAGUUUUUGCCUUUGACCUCCAGAUGGUGUUUGACUAUCUGUCACCACACAGUUGUAGCAAACAUCAGAGCAUUUCUUGUGUGCCACCUUCAGUAUCUACACUUAGAUAAUAGCAGCACACAUUCUUGCACUCGUAAGAGAUAUCUGCAUGUACUUGUCAUGCUUGUGGAGGCUAAAGAUGAAAUUAAUGGAUUCAUCCCAAAAAUACAGCUUCCCUCCCUUGCAACUACCAUCCAAGGUAAAAAAAAAACAUGAUAACUAAGAAUGUAUAUUAAUGAAUAGUAUUGUAGAGAAGUACGUAAUGAGCUAGUUUAUGUGAGCUGUUGGUAACCUGGUAUGGUAUUGUCUCCGUAUUUCAUCACAAGGUCAGUCUUUAAGUGCCUAAACACACCCACACACACAUGCUGAGAGAAAAAAAAUGGCUUUGCACCUCCUUUGUACUCUUGCUAACAUGCCAGUUCGCUUCCUAUGCCACAGCUGCUGCUCUUUGAUUAAUGCAUUAAUUUUUCCUUUCAUAUCCUGUCCCUGUUUCUCUUCAGAGCAUAAUAAUCACAUUCAAAGUGUAAUGUUUUCAAUCGUGUUGGAAUUUCAAUGAAGUGUAUUCAUGAGAGGAGCUGUAUAUAAAGUUUUAUUUUUCAAGCACAGCUGUACAUUGGUGAAGCAAGUAAUAUGUGAAGAAAAUGAA
This is a messenger RNA of Portunus trituberculatus (swimming crab), 6587 nucleotides long. It is a transcript of the gene Nc73EF, whose product is annotated as 2-oxoglutarate dehydrogenase, mitochondrial-like. Gene Ontology annotation, molecular function: oxoglutarate dehydrogenase (succinyl-transferring) activity; thiamine pyrophosphate binding. Gene Ontology annotation, biological process: tricarboxylic acid cycle. Gene Ontology annotation, cellular component: mitochondrion; oxoglutarate dehydrogenase complex. The coding region runs from base 82 to 3303 and encodes 1073 amino acids. The record is from RefSeq and is a predicted model, not a curated record. The transcript has 21 exons. NCBI's taxonomy places the organism in Eukaryota, Metazoa, Arthropoda, Malacostraca, Decapoda, Portunidae.